UACUCUGAAACUCUCUUGUGUGAAUUGUGCGUGUAUAUAGUUUUUGGGAUUGAAGGGGAUUGGUGAUAUUUGUUUUGUUUAAUGUUUAAUUUCCUAAUUAGGGUUUCGGAAGAGAUAACACCACCAAAAAUUGGGAUUUCCUCGAACUUAGAUGAGAUUUAGGGUGAAAUUUGAGGACUUUAUGCUCAAUUUGUUGGAGAAAUUGACCUAAUUUGUUGAUAUGAUGUGUGUUUGUUCUAUUAGUGGUGCUUCUUGCCCCUUGCGCAGACAAAGCUGGAAAAUUAUGUAAAACAACCCCAAUAUAUAUCGAUGUAUGUAUACAUUGAGGUCUCUAGGAAGUUUCAUCCUUCUCCAAGCUCAUUCUCUCGCAACUAUGAACAGUAUACCAGAGGAUUCCAGUCUCUCUCAGAGGCCAGUGUGCAAAAUCCAAGUGAAAACGGAAGUUGCAGUGACCAGAGCACGAGCAGAUGCGUCUCCAGUUUGACAACUGAUGAGGCUGCUGUAAAGCACCAAGUGAAAUCUAAGUUGAAGGUUUCUGAGAGGCACGAUCUUGUCAUGAUGUUCACUUGCAAAGUUUGCGACACCAGAAACCUCAAGACAGCCUGUCGUGAAUCAUACGACAAAGGUGUGGUCGUUGCUAGAUGCAAUGGCUGCGACAAUCUGCACCUGAUCGCUGAUCGGUUGGGAUGGUUUGGAGAACCAAGCAGCGUCGAGGAGUUUUUGGCGGCUCGCGGGGAGGAGGUGAAAAAGGGAUCAGCUGAGACUAUGAAUCUCACUCUUGAGGAUCUUGCUGGGAGGAAAGAUGUCGGUGUUUGAGCAUCUAUUGUUGUUGUUAUUUGCAGAAAUCUUCAGAUGGUACAUUAGAUAUUAGUUACUCUAUUACUAGAUCAACACAUAAAUAUUGAAAAAUUAUUUAAUCUUUGUGGUGUUGACAAGAUAAUAGAAUAACAACCCCUAGUGAGAAGAUAA
Molecule: messenger RNA, 969 nt
Organism: Salvia miltiorrhiza (redroot sage)
Lineage: Eukaryota; Viridiplantae; Streptophyta; Magnoliopsida; Lamiales; Lamiaceae
Exons: 2
Coding region: 310-816 (168 amino acids)
Biological process (GO): protein folding; protein import into mitochondrial matrix; protein stabilization
Cellular component (GO): mitochondrion
Molecular function (GO): protein-folding chaperone binding; zinc ion binding
Source: RefSeq, a predicted model, not a curated record